AUGGACGGACAUUUGCACUUGCUUGACCUUGACUUCAAAGGCGUGGAGGCUUUUGCGAGUGCAAGUAUGAAUAAGUACCCGGCGAGAAAGAAGCAAUAUGUGAGGAAAAGAAGAUCUGGGCUGGUCCGGGCUGAGCUAGGCCGUUAUUGCGAUGGCCAACCCCAACCUGAUGUGGAAGGGAAUAAAACACAAUCGAAGAAGCCGGUUGUGCCUCAUCUCCCCUUGACCUGGCGACCCUCUGGCUUCCUGGGUACCCACGCCGGGCAUAUCUUCUGCUCAAGGCAAGAGACAUGGACGAUGAAGAUGCGUUCUGUACGACCAGUGGGGUUUGAAUGGAACCGGAAGAACAAUGUAGAAGAGAGGAGCCGAUGCAGUGGUGGGACUGGGAGGGGGGUUGCAAUGGCUCUGAUUGUCUCUCGAAUGCGCUUCUUGGUGGGUAGCAAGUUGUGGCAAGCUGCGAGGGAUGAGAACGACAAACGCAGCAACCCAGAGCGCAAACUAGACAACGCGGAGCUAGAAUGGAGAGGAAGCCAGCGGCUCUACAAGGGAGCUACUGAUACGUGCUAUGUGCCCAUUCAAUUUGAUCGCCCGCGAUGCACACUCCAGCUUCUCGCAGCACGCAUGGCGCGAUUUGGGUCUGCUGAAGUUGCGAAGUCGUACGCUUCCAUGCAGAUUCAGCAGGGUACGCGUGGUGAGGUCGACAUUGGGCGAACAUGGACCACCAAAGCUACCUCACUCGGCGUCGGGAAGGCACUUCAGCAAUCCAAUGCGGUGGGGAAUGGGUGUGCGAUCAGAGACAUGAUCGAUCCCACCUCGAUGCGCAGUGGGAAAAACACGUUUUGUGGCGAGCGCCUCCGCUGCUUGUUGAAACAUCCGCAGACGAGGCAGGCGCAGAGUGAGAGAGCGGGCAUCAAAAUGCGACGGGGUUGGGUGCACGAACAAUUGGAAGCUCUUACGGCCAUCGUGUAG
Molecule: messenger RNA, 969 nt
Organism: Colletotrichum lupini
Lineage: Eukaryota; Fungi; Ascomycota; Sordariomycetes; Glomerellales; Glomerellaceae
Exons: 11
Coding region: 1-969 (322 amino acids)
Source: RefSeq, a predicted model, not a curated record